GGAUAAGAUAAAUUCUACUAAAACCGGAGACUUCUCCGAUACCGAAACAUACUGUAUUUGCGUUCAAAGAGGUGAACUACUCCUACGGUUCUUAGUGGAAAUUUAAGAUGACUGACUUCGACUUGGACUUAUCGCCACCUGAUGCCGAAACUCAGAAGAUAGCUGAGACGGAACUCAGAGAAACUCCGGAGAUCGUCGAGAAAGCUUUGGCGGAACUCAGAGAACUCCUGAAAAACGACGACACUAUUUACUUCAAGGAUGACGAUGACGAGGUCUUGAAAAUAUUCCUAAGACCGUGCAAAUAUUAUGCUCAAAGUGCAUAUGAGCUGAUGAAGCGGAUAGCAGCAUUUAAAGAAAAGUACAAAAACAUUUUAGAAAAUUUACUUCCAGAGGAUGAAAAGGUUGCCUUUAUAGAACACAAUGUAGUCAAUGUACUGAAAGGUAGAGAUCAUAAAGGAAGAAGAGUGCUUGUUGUAAAUGUUGGAGAAACAUGGGACCCAUCCAAAGUGACAGCUGACCAACUAUUCCGUCUAUUCUACCUCAUUCAUGAAGCAGCUGUUUUAGAACCAACCACUCAGAUUAGAGGAGCAGUUGUUAUCAUGGACUACAAUGGUUUGGGUUUGACACAAGUCAAAGCCUUAUCUCCUUCUUUUAGUCUGAAAUUGCUUAGUUUUAUACAAGAUGCCAUGCCUCUAAGAUUAAAAGAGGUUCAUAUGGUCAAGCAGCCUUUCAUUUUCAACAUGGUCUGGACUAUAUUCAAGCCCUUGAUCAGGGCGAAGCUAAAGAAUAGAAUCUUCUUCCACGGCAGCAAGAUGUCGUCCCUUCACAAGUACAUGAGCCCUUCGCAUUUACCAGCCGACUAUGAUGGUAAUUUGCCAAAAAUUAACUACACAGGGAAGGAUUGGUAUCCCACAAUUGAAAAACACCUAGACCACAUAAAGAUGAUGAACAGCUUUGGACUGAAGAAGAAGGCUUAAGUUAUAUUAUUUAAAAUAAUUUAAUUUAAAUGAUUAGUUACUGUGAGAACCACGUACUAUGUUUUCCGACAUGACUGUACAAUUAAUUGUUAAGUAAAACUGGUAUGUAAGUUACAUUUACAAGAAAAUUUGUUCUAUAAUGUAGUACACCUAUGUUUACGUAUUUUCUCUUUCAAUGCAAGUCCAUACUAAGCAUUCCUACAAAAAAGUUACCAAGACAGUAAAUUAUAUUAUUUAGAAUAUGUUUUUAUGAGUAUGUAAUUGUGGAUAAGGUACCUAUUUAAUACUGUUAUUUUGUGUACGAUAUUUUCUCAGUUUUAAUAAAAAAAAUGUUAUAGGUGCA
Molecule: messenger RNA, 1320 nt
Organism: Anoplophora glabripennis (Asian longhorned beetle)
Lineage: Eukaryota; Metazoa; Arthropoda; Insecta; Coleoptera; Cerambycidae
Product: clavesin-1
Exons: 5
Coding region: 108-977 (289 amino acids)
Cellular component (GO): membrane
Molecular function (GO): phosphatidylinositol bisphosphate binding
Source: RefSeq, a predicted model, not a curated record